CUCCAACUCCCAUCCAUUGAAACCCACCACCACAAUGCCCACUCCCCAAAUAUACCAACUGUCCAUCUCCCCCGCCUUUGCCAGCCUAAGCGCCCAGGAAAAGCUCUACGCGCAUCACUUGGCCAAAGCAGCAUGGAACAGCACGCGAAUCAUCCUCCGGCAAGUCUCCCCCGAAGCUACCGGCAUCUUCGACUUUAUCAUAUCGCUAUACCGCAGCUGUGACGGGAACUGGGAGCAACUCGCUGCGGAAAGCGGAGUGGAUAUCCAGGAUGUAGAGCGGUUCCUCGAUUACGCGGCGACAUUUCUGUCGAAUGUGGGGAAUUACUACGGAUCCGGAGACCAGAAGUUCACGCCGGACGUGACGGGGGGAUGUUUGGAGAAAUUGGCGGGUGGGUCCUCGUCGGCAAGGAAGUUGUUGGAGGAGGUUAAAGGGCCCAUGCUUGAUGCUCUUCCACAGGGACUAGGCCGGCCGGGGCCCUUGACACAGUCGGCCUAUUAUCUGGGCGCAGACUGUCUGGAUUCUGCGGAGGAUGUCGCGGUGGUAGCGAGAGUCAUGGAGGAGCAGUCUAUUCUGCCGGAGAAUACUCGUCUGAGAAGAAUCGGGGCGGACUGCUACGACAUCAUGCAAGCAUCCAUCACGGAGGGAAAACCCCUUCUGCAGACCCACGACUCCAACGGCACAAAAAUCUACCUUGCAAAAGGCGACCACAAAAACGAGCUAUCACACAUCUGUGAUUGUCUCCAAGCCGCUAUCCCCCAUGCUUCGAGCCCGGCGCAGACGGAAAUGCUCCAGAAAAUUAUCGACAGCUUCCAAACCGGCGAUCUAGAGGCUUAUCGCGCCUCGCAACGAAUUUGGGUCAAGGACAAAGCGCCGCCGGUGGAAUCGGUCUUCGGCUUCGUCGAGCCGUACCGGGACCCGUUGGGUGUUCGGGCGGAGUUUGAAGGGAUUGUUGGGAUCCCGGAUCCAGGGGAGACGAGGAUACUGAAUAAUCUUGCCAGCAGGGCGAAUACUCUGGUUUAUAAGCUUCCGUGGGUGGAUGGGGAUGAGGAUGGUGCCAAAGGGCCGUUCGAGAAAGAAUUGUUCGAGCCGCCCGACUUUUCGAGUAUUCAUAGUUUGGUGUACUGUUCCAGCAUCAUCUUUCCUGGGAUUAACCUGCCCAAUUACAACGACAUCCGCCAGGAAACAGGCUACAAGAACAUCAUCUUCUCGAACAGAAUGAUCGCCGAGAGCAAUCGAGCACGGGGCAUCCACAUGGUGGAUGAACAAGAGCAAUCCACAUUCAAGAAUCAUCGGUUCCACGCCUACUAUAUCUGGGUGGUAUUGCAUGAGAUUCUCGGUCAUGGAACGGGGAAAUUCCUAACUGAAUCCUCAGACGGAAGUCUGAAUUUCGAUCAAAACCAGCCCCCGGUCGACCCUCUCACCGGGAACCCUGUCAAUUCGUGGUAUCGACCCGGGCAGACCUGGACAGGCGUAUUCAAUGACCUAGCGACGACGGUCGAUGAAUGUAGAGCGGAGCUGGUGGGCGCUUAUCUCAUUGAUGAUCUGGAUAUCCUCCGGAUUUUCGGAUACACGGCACAGAGCGAGGUUACGCCUGAUGAUAUCGCAUAUAACAUGUACCUCCAGCUGGGCGUCGACGGACUCCGAGGCCUCGAGAAUUAUGAUCCCACGACGAAGAAAUGGGGCCAAGCACACAGUCGAGCGCACUUCUCAAUGCUCCGCCAUCUCCUUCGCGACAGCGACGGUCUAUACACCGUCUUAUGCGACAUGGAGAACACGAAACUGACCGUCAAGGUGGAUCGCUCCCGAGUUAUUUCUCAUGGCAAGCCUUCCUUGGGCCGGAUGCUUCUGAAACUGCACAUCUAUCGCUGCACAGCCGAUAUCUCCAACUGUCGACUCUUCUAUGAGGAUUUAUCGCACGUGGAUGAGGAGGCACUACGAUGGAGAGAUAUUGUUGUCUCCAAGAAGGAUCCACCUUUGGCAUUUAGUCAGGCGAACACAUUCCUCGAGGGGGGUGAUGUGAAACUGAAGGAGUAUGCACCUACGGCACGGGGUAUUAUCCAGAGCUGGGCCGAAAGGGAAAUAGAAUAGAACAAAGGGGGGUGUUCACACCUUCUAGCUUCAGCUAUGCCUAUCUUAAGCGACUCCACAAACCUAUUACAGCGC
Molecule: messenger RNA, 2164 nt
Organism: Aspergillus heteromorphus CBS 117.55
Lineage: Eukaryota; Fungi; Ascomycota; Eurotiomycetes; Eurotiales; Aspergillaceae
Product: dipeptidyl peptidase III
Exons: 8
Coding region: 35-2089 (684 amino acids)
Biological process (GO): proteolysis
Cellular component (GO): cytoplasm
Molecular function (GO): metalloexopeptidase activity; dipeptidyl-peptidase activity
Source: RefSeq, a predicted model, not a curated record